Adineta ricciae is the source of this 243-nucleotide messenger RNA. NCBI's taxonomy places the organism in Eukaryota, Metazoa, Rotifera, Eurotatoria, Adinetida, Adinetidae. The record is from the annotation of a GenBank genome assembly.
AUGGUUGAUGCAUUCAAGCUCUUUCUAACAGAUGAAAUAUUAGAUAUAAUCGUAUUACAUGCAAAUAAUUAUGCACGGAAAUAUUACAAUCAACGAAGCCAAAGCCGACUAAAUAAAGGUGUUUAUAAACCGAAAUUUACUCACUGGAAAGAAAUCGAUCGUAUUGAAUUAGAAGCAUUCAUCGGUCCGCUUAUUCAAGCUAGUGCUGCCAAUAUGGGUCAUCGCUCCAUUGAUGAACUAUAG